This is a messenger RNA of Cantharellus anzutake, 756 nucleotides long. RefSeq lists its product as uncharacterized. The coding region runs from base 1 to 756 and encodes 251 amino acids. The transcript has 2 exons. Gene Ontology annotation, molecular function: nucleic acid binding. The record is from RefSeq and is a predicted model, not a curated record. NCBI's taxonomy places the organism in Eukaryota, Fungi, Basidiomycota, Agaricomycetes, Cantharellales, Hydnaceae.
AUGCUCGACAGCCAUAACUACCUCGCCCAGCGGGGCUGGAAAGGGAAAGGUACUGGCCUUCGUCCAGGUGGGAUCAGCAAACCCAUUACAGUUGUCCAGAAGAAAACGCUUGCAGGCGUUGGAAAAGACAGAGACGAGGCUUUCCCCUUCUGGGAGCACGUUUUCGAUGCGUCUAUGAAGUCUGUAAAUAUUAGAAUACCCUCCGACACUGAUUCAGACUCAGAAGCAGAGGGGAAAAAGGACACAAGGAGUGCAGCACCAGUCUUUCAACGGACUUCUACGGGGAUCAUAUCAAACAGGAGACCCAUUAAUGGCGCAUCUGUCCCCACCAGCACCUCUUCAUCUGUAAACCUAUCCGCUAUUGCCGCAGCCAAGCACGAAUCAGCUCGCAGGCAGCUAUAUUCACUCUUCGUCAGGGGCCCCGUCAUUGGUGCAACUGACCCGAGCUCCACUUUUCCCUCAAAAUCCGAGAUAUCCGGUGUCGAUAUUUGUCCCCCCACCUCUCAGCACCUCUCGCUCACACUUGCCGCUGAUGACAACCGAACCACUUUAAAAAAUUCUCCCACCCCAAGGGAGUGGACACAUAGUACAAACCCGCCAUUGUCUCCAGGAGCAGCCCCAAUAACCCAUAUAGACAGACCACCCUCCGAAAAUACAGAAGAUUUUUGUAGGGGAGCUGAAAAAAGGGCCAAGAAAGAACGUCGCAAAUUUGAGAAAAAGAAGCUUAGAAAAAAGGUUCCUCAAGUCCCAGAUUGA